CACGUGUUUGUUUGGGGUAUUAAAAGAGAGAAGCAGCGUGCGCAUGCAAUCUUAACAAGAAAACAAUACACUUCCUCCUCAAAAUUGUCACACAACAGACGGCAACAUCUAUUUUGGUGAUCCACCCAAAAACUCGAACAUCAUUGUGGUUUUUGUAGGCAUUAAUUUCAGUUGAAGCAAGAUGGGAGGUGGAAAAGACAAAAAUAAUGAUACUACUGACAGAGGGCUACUCUCAAGUCUUGCUGGAUUUGCUGCUGGACACAAGCCGCGCCCUGGAUCACAUUCUCAUCAAGGACAAGGAUAUCCCCCACAAGGAUAUGCACCACCCGGGUACCCUCCUUCUGGCGGGUAUCCUCCCUCUGGCGGGUAUCCUCCCUCUGGCGGGUAUCCUCCCUCUGACGGUUACCCUCCCUCUGGUGGAUACCCUCCUUCAGAUGGCUACCCUCCUCAAAGUGGGUAUCCCCCAUCUGGAAAUCCUCCUCCUAUGGGAUAUCCACCAGCCGGCUAUCCUGCCCCUAGUGGAUAUCCACCAGCCAGCUAUCCUGCCCCUAGUGGAUAUCCACCAGCCGGCUAUCCUGCCCCUAACGGAUAUCCACCAGCUGGUUAUCCAGGUCCAUCAGCUCCACAUAAAUCAGGGCAUGGAUCUGGUAUGGGAAUGGGAGCUAUGUUAGCCGGCGGUGCUGCUGCGGCCGCUGCAGGUUAUGGGGUUCACCAUCUUGUGCACGGUAGUAGCCAUGGAAGUGGUUCCCAUGGCUUUGGUUUUGGGGGUCACCAUGGCUUUGGUCAUGGAAAAUUUGGAAAGCAUCAUGGGGGGAAGUUCAAGCAUGGGAAAUUUGGAAAGCAUCAUGGGGGAAAGUUCAAGAAAUGGAAGUGAUUUGCAUCGAGAUCCAAUGUUACUUCCAUUGAUUCCCUUACACUAUAAUUGGCGUUUCUAUCGUCAGUUCCAUCAGGAUUCUGUGAUUUUUUUUCAUGUCUUUUCAAAACCUACAUGAUAAAUAUUUCAUUUCUAGUUCUUAAUUUUCCUACGAUGUAAAUAUGUUCUGUUCUUUAACCAAUAUGAAAGUUGUUUCUUUAAUCUUCUUGUUUGAUGGUAUUACGAGCUUAUUCUU
Rosa chinensis is the source of this 1109-nucleotide messenger RNA. Its product is annotated as annexin A7. Bases 182 to 874 code for a protein of 230 amino acids. The transcript is spliced from 3 exons. Lineage: Eukaryota; Viridiplantae; Streptophyta; Magnoliopsida; Rosales; Rosaceae. The record is from RefSeq and is a predicted model, not a curated record.